This is a messenger RNA of Condylostylus longicornis, 1201 nucleotides long. Its product is annotated as E3 ubiquitin-protein ligase TRAIP-like. Lineage: Eukaryota; Metazoa; Arthropoda; Insecta; Diptera; Dolichopodidae. The transcript is spliced from 2 exons. The record is from RefSeq and is a predicted model, not a curated record. The coding region runs from base 201 to 1043 and encodes 280 amino acids.
UGCUUGAAAUUAACUUCAAUCCUUUAUUCUUACUCUGAGUAUGACAAAUAACGAGUAAAACAACAGCUGAUAAAAAUACUAAUAUUUUUGUUAUGUCAAGAGUAUUAAACCAACUAAAAGAUUUUUGAUAAGGAUUUUUACAGUGUUUGUGGAGCGCAAAGAUUUUUUUUGAAAUUCUCCAAUUCUAAAAUAAUUUCAAAAUGGACAUAAAUUGUCCAAUAUGUUCAGAUAAUUUUAAUGUUGUUGCAGAUGUAAGAUCAACACUUUGUGGACACGUAUUUCAUUAUGAUUGUAUCACAUCAUGGUUGGAAAGAUCAUCUUCGUGUCCUCAAUGCAGAAAACAAGUGGCAGUUUUUAACUUGCAUAGAAUUUUUUUAAAUUUUGAAAAUGAAAAUGAAUAUCAUCACAAUCGGGAGUGUGAUGCAGAAAACUUGAGAAAACAUUUGGAAACUUUACAAUUAGAAAAUGAUUCCUUAAGGAAUGAAAAUCGUACAAUAACAGAGAAUUUCGAAGAACUCCAAGUGAUUAAUAUGUCUUUGGAAGAAAUGAAGGAGAACGCACCUAAUCUUGAUGCUGAACAAUUAAAUAAACAGUUGCAGUAUGCUUUAGGACAGAACCUAGUAUUGGAAACUGACUUAAUAGUAUGCAAAAAUGAAUUAGCCGAAAUGAAAAUGAAAAAUUUAACUCUUACUGAAGAAACUUUACCUAGUGCAAAAAAGCUGAUCGAUAGUUUACAAAAGCAAUUAGAAAAAUUGAGCGUGAUGGGGUUAAGUAGUGAAUCAGAUGAGAGUGUGAUUUCACGAGAAAAUAGUAUUGAAGGUGUGAAUCGUGCAGACAUCACUAAUCUGCAUGAUGUAGGUUGUAGAUCUGAAAAAUCACAAUUUAGGAAACGAAUAAACAAUUUAAAGAAGUCAACUUUCUUUAAACAUAAUCGUAAUGCUACAAAUUCCGACGUAGACCUUUUACAUGGUCUUGAUGCAGAGGACGAAGAGAAAGCUUUCGAAAAUUUAAUAAAGCACAUAAGAAUUCAAGAAGAAACAUAAAAGUUAAUUCUUCAAAUUCGUUCAGUUUUAGAUUUUCUGUUACAAAUACGUUAUCUUAUUCUAAAAAAUGUUUUAUUGCAUAAAUACAUAAUAUGUACAUAUUUUUAUACAAAUUAAGAUUUUUAUAAUACUUUAUAAAAUUAAAGAAAGUUAUUAAU